AACCCCAUGGAUUUCCUCAACAAUGUCCUAAAUUUUGUUCUUCCCUUUACAUCUCUAAUAGCCUUCAUCUUCUUCCUGCCAACCUACCUGUUCUUCAAGUUUCUCUCGUUCAUAUUCCGAUCAAUUUUCAGCGAAAAUGUCGCCGGAAAAGUUGUUCUAAUCACCGGAGCAUCGUCGGGAAUUGGCAAGCAUAUGGCGUAUGAGUAUGCUAAAAGAGGUGCUUAUUUGGCGUUGGUUGCUAGAAGAGAGAACCGCCUCCGUGAAGUCGCCGGCGUGGCGAGGUUCUUUGGCUCGCCCUUUGCUCUUGUAAUUCCUGCUGAUAUUUCAAGGAUUGAUGAUUGUAAACGAUGUAUUCAAACCACGGUUGACGUCUUUGGACGAUUGGAUCAUCUGGUAAACAAUGCGGGGGUCUCGAGCAUCAACCUCUUCGAAGAAUACGACAACCACGACAAUGCCGCCCCGAUAAUGGACGUAAACUUCUGGGGAAUGGUUUAUUGUACUUACUUUGCAAUUCCCCACCUCAAGCAAAGCAGAGGAAAGAUCAUCGGAAUCUCUUCCUCCGCCGCAUGGCUGCCGGUGCCAAGGCUAAGCUUUUACAGCGCAAGCAAAGCAGCAGUGAUAAGCUUCUACGAGACGCUACGAGUAGAAGUCGGAAGAGAUAUCGGAAUCACCAUCGUGACGCCGGGGCUUGUUGAAUCGGAGAUGACUCAAGGAAAGUUCAUGUCGAAAGACGGUGGGUUGUAUCUCGAUCAAGAGCUCAGAGAUGCUAUGGUGAGCGCAAUGCCGAUUAUGCCGAUCGAAAGCGCGGUGAAGGGGAUCGUGAGGAGCGCAUGUAGAGGAGACCGGUACGCGACCGAGCCAAGGUGGAUGAGGAUGGCGUUUUAUUAUAAGACGUUGUGGCCGGAGUUGGUGGAGUGGGUUAAUUACUUGAUUGGUAUGACUGGUUCUUCCUCGACCGAUGGUUUUGGGAAGAGGUUGCUUGAGCUCAUUGGGUUGAAGACAUGGUUUUAUCCUGAAUCUGUUCGAUCCCGAGAAUUGUGGCUCUAAAUGGCCUGAGUUCUAUCAUGUCUUCAUAUGCCAAGGCAGAUAGGGUUGUAUUAGUCCCUAGGAAACUAAUAAUAUGAUUGUUUUGUCACUUCUA
Messenger RNA from Cucurbita maxima (winter squash), 1141 nucleotides. Its product is annotated as 11-beta-hydroxysteroid dehydrogenase 1B-like. The record is from RefSeq and is a predicted model, not a curated record. Gene Ontology annotation, molecular function: oxidoreductase activity. The transcript is spliced from 6 exons. NCBI's taxonomy places the organism in Eukaryota, Viridiplantae, Streptophyta, Magnoliopsida, Cucurbitales, Cucurbitaceae. The coding region runs from base 7 to 1047 and encodes 346 amino acids.